This is a messenger RNA of Daucus carota subsp. sativus, 2896 nucleotides long. RefSeq names its product TATA box-binding protein-associated factor RNA polymerase I subunit B. Gene Ontology annotation, cellular component: RNA polymerase I core factor complex. The transcript has 6 exons. Gene Ontology annotation, biological process: nucleolar large rRNA transcription by RNA polymerase I; RNA polymerase I preinitiation complex assembly. The record is from RefSeq and is a predicted model, not a curated record. The coding region runs from base 144 to 2327 and encodes 727 amino acids. Gene Ontology annotation, molecular function: RNA polymerase I core promoter sequence-specific DNA binding. NCBI's taxonomy places the organism in Eukaryota, Viridiplantae, Streptophyta, Magnoliopsida, Apiales, Apiaceae.
AUUGACAUGGUCUGUAGAUUAGUUUCCUUCCUAUGCUUCAUCAAUUUAGAUCGGCCCAAAAGAUUUAAGCCGAGUCCAACCCUAAAGUAUAUAUAUGCAGCUUAAACCCCAGGACCAAAACAACAUAAGAACACUGUAAGAAAAUGGAAGAAGAUGCACUGCAAAUAGCCUGCCACGUAUGCGGUCACGUAGGCUUAGAAGACGGCUCCGACGGUUUCUAUUACUGUCAGAACUGUGGGUCCCAAGCCAACAACAUACAAGACACCGGUGAAGAUGUCGAUGACUUCCAAGAUUUUGGUAACCCAUCUGCUUAUAUGUCCAACAGACGACGUCGUACUGCCGCCGAACCCUUGUCUCAAUCCCAACCUCAGGCUUCUCAGUUCUGGGAUUCACUCAAAGCAGAAGUAGAUGAACAACAGAAAGUUAGUACUAGUAAGGUUGAUGAUGUGGGGCCCACUGGGCCCAUGGAUUUUGGGGAGAGUGAUGGCCAGUUGGCAUACUCUGAUUAUUAUUCUCAGAUUAGGAUGAGGUAUGCUAUGGGGUUUCAGGUGAUGAUUCAGUUGCAGUGCACAGCGUUGGUUGAGAAAUUUCAUGUUAAUGAGAGGGUUGUUAAUUUGGCCAACAGUAUUUGGUUGAAGUUUCUUGUGCUGACUGGGAUUUUCGCUGAUGAUUGGGCUGAUGAGGUGAUUACGCAAUCCGAAUCUCAAACUGAAGGACCGGUAGAUGGUAUUGUAUCUAGUGGUAGUCACAGAGAUGAACCUCACAAUUUACUUGGUCAGCGGGCUGUAAUGAUUUGGUUUAGAUCUUUAAGUAAGACUAUACCAUUAUCGCAUUCAUUAGUGAUUUCAUUUUUGGCUUGUCAUGUCUUGCGGGAGGCGGUUCUGCCUACAGACAUCUUAAAGUGGAUAUUUGAAGGGAAGCUUCCUUUUUUUGCUGCUUUUACUGAUAUUGAAAAAGAGAUUGAUCCUCCUCCUAGAGGAUGCCCUAUCAGUUCGAGUCGUAUGUUUAGACCUAUCCAUGCUCUUUCAUCACAGAAGUUGGAAUCAACAGCUGCUAUUAUUGCUGAAACAGUGGGUUUAGAAUUACCUCCUGUAAACUUUUAUGCAAUAGCUUCUCGCUAUCUCAGACUUAUGUCUCUUUCUGUGGAUAAGAUUCUUCCUCAUGCAUGUCUCAUAUAUGAAUGGUCUAUGCCUCCGGAGUGUCGGUUAUCAGCCAAUGAAGUGAGGCUUCCUACCCGUGCAUCUGUAAUGUCUAUACUAAUUGUUUCAAUAAGAAUCUUGUACAAUUUGCAUGGUUUUGGAUACUGGGAAGCAAAUUUUUCUGGUUCUGAUUGUCCAUCAUCAACUGCUUGUGAGAAAACUGAGCUGGAAUCCAAGUCUGAUGCUGACCUGAAUGAUGUUGCCACACAACAGUCAACUGUACCUGAUAUUGAUGCUAAGGAGCUGCUACUGAAUCUGGAUACCAAAUAUGUCGAUCUUCUUGUCAUGUUUGAGUAUGUGAAAGACAUGCCUGCGUAUCUUCAAUACUUUAGAGAUGUUAUUUUUGCUGGAGUUGGACCAUCAUUUGAGGACAUCGAAGAAUGUAAGAUAAUAAAGGAAUUCUGGAGCUUGUAUCAGAGAAAAGUGGGCCUGAGUUCAUCUCUUGACCAUAGAGAGAUGUCCUUGGGAGAUAAUAGUGGUGAUAACAAGAGACCAAGAGAAAAUAGCAGAGACACACCAAUGUCGAGCAAGAAAUUAAGAGACCAUGAUUUUAAUUGCGAUACAGUAGAAAGUGGCAAAUCUCAUAGUGACAAAUCCGAAAGUAACAUAAACCAGGAACCUUCCUCUAAUGGUGGUCCAAAUUCUUUCUCCAGUAAACAUUCUUGUGAUGCAUCAGACAGAGAGGAAGCAGUGAAUCGAAUAAAAUUGAAUAUGGAAGCAAACAGAUUUUGUUACAUUCCACCCAGAGAUAAAUGCAACGAAAAGUGCUACAUUCACUAUUCUAGGAAGAAAGAUGAAGGUGCUUAUACCUAUGCCACCCAUGCUGAUUAUUAUAUUCUGCUUCGCGCUUGUGCAAGAGUUGCCCAUAUAGAUAUUAGGUGCUUGCAUACUGGAGUGCUGAGUUUUGAAAGAAGAUUGGCUUGGAUAGAAAAGAAUGUUGAUAGUUGCCUGCAUGUAAAACUUCCUACAGACACUUGUGAGGUUUGUUGUGACGAUGAGGUGGAAGUAAAUGCUGCUGAUGAGAUGGAAGUAAAUGCUGCUGAUGAAAUGGAAGUAAAUGCUGCUGAUGGGUUAGAAGUAAAUGAUACUGAUGAUCCUGUUCUGCGGUUCUCAGAGUUAAAUUUGUGAACCAAAUUGAAGUUGGGACUAUCUUUCAAAUUAUAGCAGAAUCCAGUUUCCAAAACCACUUUUUUCAUAUGUCUGGUCAUUCUCCCAGGACUGUGACUAUACACAUCUCUGAUGAAAUCUAUAACAGCAAGCCUAUGAACCAAAUCAGCAGAUACCUCCAUGUAAGCAGAUUUCAGAAAUCACAAUCCUCUCUCACUUUGCCUUGAAUCAUCAACCUCCCGUCAUUGAGUGGAGAGGGGUAUCUGCUAGAUUCCAAGGGUAGAAGACAUGGAAAAUCAAUUUUCAGCAUAAAUUGCUUGGACCAGACAAAAGCUUUUUCUGUAAGAUUGUUGUGAGUGACGUUCAGAACUAGGUAGGCUUUUCUUCAUGUACAGUUACAUUAAGCUAUGUACUCUUACAUGCUUACUGUACUUGAGACUCUUGGCUAUCUUUAAAGUUUGGCGAUUGUGGUCUGGGUAAAAUGAUAAGAUCCACUUUUAUUACAUGAAGUGCAGAUUGUUGGUGGUAAAGAAGGUUUAUUUUAUAUAUUUUUUAAUCUAGCGCAAUUUAAACUAGUUUUUGAUUUUGUA